This is a messenger RNA of Linum tenue, 282 nucleotides long. Lineage: Eukaryota; Viridiplantae; Streptophyta; Magnoliopsida; Malpighiales; Linaceae. The record is from the annotation of a GenBank genome assembly.
CUAGUCUUGCCUUCAAGCGCAAGUGGCAAAACAAGCGUAGGGCACUUGGCCUCCCCUGUGACAAGCCCAGCAUCGUCACCGACGCCAAUGUUUAGUGUGCUGGGAGAAAUUAGCGAGGGACUUUUAGGUGGAGCUGAAGGAAGUGAAGCUGACGGAAGUUUACUAUGUGCUGGACCUGGAGAAGGCGGUGGAGAUGGUGGACGAGAACACCAUCUGCGUCACCGCAAACCUUGGGUCGACGCUCAACGGCGAGUUCGAGGACGUGAAGAAGCUGAACGACAU